AUGACAAUUGUUUUACGUUUGAAAAAGAAGAAACAUGAAAGUUCUAUAUGGCAAAUUAUUUCAUUAUUACUGGUAUUACCUCCAGUUCUCCGAGCUAAAAAUACCCUGGAGUGUAACAAUUUCGUUAAAAGUGAUAAAUGCACAUGUUAUAUAUUUGAAGAAGCUAUUUUUUUAGACUGUCAAGACUCAAAUAUAAAACAAAUAAAAAAUGCGCUCAAGUGGGUUAUGAAUGUACAUUCCUUAUCCAUAUACGACUUAGAUGACACAGAAGAAGUUUUGGGACCACAUUUUUUACCGUUUGGCAUUUGCAUUAAACAUAUACAUUUAUCAAGAACAAACAUUAGAAUUAUCGAUGAUGAGACGUUUGCGCCAUUAAGACAGUGCCUUGAAACGUUAAGUAUUGUGUCAAGUAAAAUUAAAUAUAUUCCACAAAAAGUAUUUUCAGGCAUGAUCAAACUGAUGUCUAUUGAACUUGCAUCUAACUACAUUGAAGAAAUUCCGAGUUAUAGUUUUUAUGGUCUUCCGUUGAUGAAAAUAAACAUAAAACAAAACAUUAUUAGACACAUUUCGGAUUCAGCCUUUUCUAGUUUGGAAUCAACUCUGUCAGAAAUCGAUUUAAGUGAAAAUAAUCUAACAGUGUUUCCCAUAGCGUCAAUUGCAAAAUUGAGACAUCUUCGAUCUUUACGAUUAUCAUGGAAUGAAAUGUCUUCUUUCCCAAGUGUUGAUGAUUACGAUCUAAAGGCACUUGAAUUUUUAGAUUUAAGUUCUAAUAAUUUUGUAUUAAUUUCAGAAGACUGCUUAAAAUUUUGUCCGUCCCUGUCAAUAUUAUCGUUUCAUUUUAAUUUUAUAAAUAACAUACAUUAUCGCGCUUUCCACUCGUUACUUUACCUUAAAUCGAUUGAUUUGAGUCAUAAUAGAAUCAAAGUGUUAAAUACAAACCUUUUUCAAAAUAAUAAAGAAUUAGAAUUCAUUGAUUUAAGUCAUAACCAUUUACAUCACAUACAUGGUCUUUUUUCUAACAUGCCGUUUUUAACAAAAGUAUUUUUAGGAAACAACAACAUUUUGGAGGUGCCAAUUGAUUCCUUUUUUAACUCAACUAAAAUAAAUACAAUACACUUACAAAAAAAUUGUAUAUAUAAGAUUCAUAGUAAAAGCUUUAGUAAUUUAGAGAACUUAGCUGCCUUGCGCUUAGAUUCCAAUUACGUAACUCAAGUGCCACAAGAUAUAUUUAUUAAUAAUUAUAAUUUAACUAUUUUAAAAUUAGACAAUAAUAACGUUAUAGAUUUGAAUAAUUACACUUUCGGUAGCCAAGCAAUAUUAAGGGAAAUUUUAAUCAACAAUAAUAAUUUGAAGUUUAUUUCAAAAUAUCUUUUUUAUAAUUUAACAAUGGCAGAGGAGAUUUAUUUAAAUAAUAAUAAAAUUACUUGUAUAGAAUCAGAGACGUUUGUUAAAAUGUCUCGACUCAGGCACCUUAGUUUACACGAUAAUUACCUAGUUGAAAUAGAUGAUAUAUUACCAAAGCCAAGUUCUACUUUACUAAAGUUACGAAUUGGUUCUAAUUUGCUUUCCUCAAUAAAAAGUUUAAGCUUUCGAUAUCAACAGAAGUUAUAUCAUUUAAGUUUGACAAAUAAUUACGUAAAAUUUUUAUCAAAAAAUAUUUUUUCAAAUUUAACUCACUUAACUCGAAUUGAACUUCACAGUAAUGAAAUAUCAAUAAUUGAUGAUUUUACAUUUCAACAACUUCGUUCCGCGAGAAAUUUAGAUUUACACAAUAAUUUAUUACGUAAUAUCACUAAUUAUACUUUCGUAGGUCUUUUCGAGUUAGAAGACUUAAACUUAUCACAUAAUAAAAUCGUUUUUAUUUUUAGCAUGGCUUUUGAUACGUUAAAGAAAAUAAGAACUUUGAGUUUGUCCUUUAACCCCUUGAAAGUACUUUACAAAAAUCUGUUCCAUCAAGGUUUACCUUUAAGUUCAUUGUACUUAGACAGUUGUGAAAUACAAAAAAUAGAAAAUGGUACCUUCGAAGGGAUGAAUAAUCUUAAAUAUCUGUCCUUUAAAAAUAAUUCACUUAAGUCUAGUGACUUAAUUUAUGUUGACAUCCCAGGAUUAAAAUAUUUGUCACUUUCUUACAAUAUUUUCGAUAGUUUACCUGUUGAUUCUUUUUCUCAACUUCCUCUACUUGAAGUUUUAUUUUUAGAACAUUGCAAUUUAGAACACAUUUUUGAAGGCACAUUUUCAUUUAACAAACAUCUAGUAAGGCUAAAUAUAGCACAGAAUAAUAUUGGAGGUAUUCCUUUUACAUUGUUUGAAUCAUAUAAUUCUAUAUCUGAAGUAAACAUAAGCAACAAUUUUUUAGAUUACGUACCAUACAAUACCUUUCAUAAUCUAACUCUUAUUGAAACUUUAGAUAUAGCAGACAACUUGUUACCCAAAAUUGAAUUAAGUGGUUUUGAAAAAUUAACGAAAUUAAAAUACUUAAAUUUAAGAAAAAAUGAAAUUCAAUCACUUACCAUGAAAAAAAGAAUAGUCUUAAAGGAAUUAUUAUUAUUAGACUUAAGUCAUAAUAAAUUAAGUAUUUUGCCAUCUUUGUUGUAUGAAAGUUUCCCAAAGAUACAAAAUAUUAACAUUUCUUAUAACGAUAUUGUUCAUUUUGACUUCUUGUUAUCACGCACCAAUAAUGGAGUGCCAUUAAUUAGUAUUGACAUAAGUAAAAAUCCAGCAGUAUCGUGGCCCAUAGUGCAUGAUGUAGACGUUAAUAAUACACUAUUAGGUAAAUUAUAUGAACUUCACAUCUGCAAAACUAAUUUGUCUAAUCUUGAUGAUAUAAAUUUUAAUUUCUUUUCUAGUUUGCAACAUUUAUACCUAAAAUUUAAUAAAAUUAGACGCUUAUCUAUAAGUCCUUUUUUGAAGUUAAAUUUACUAGAAAAUUUAGAUCUUAGUUAUAAUAAAAUAAGCCAACUUAAAAACAGCAAUUUUCGUGGACUUGAAAAACUAAGCUCUUUAGGUUUAUCGAAUAACAAUAUUGAAUCCAUGGAACCAUUUACUGAAGACCUUUAUAAUUUGAAGGUUCUAGAUCUAUCAUAUAACAAACUGCAAAAUAUUCUUAAUCAAGAUUUAGCCAACUUAAAAGAACUUAAUGUGUUAUAUUUAGGUUUUAACAAUAUCAAAUAUAUAUCAGUAACAGCAUUCAAUAAUUUGAAUAAAAUUAUACAAAUAGGUUUAGAACAUAAUAAACUCCACAUGAUACCGAUAGAAUUAUUCUCAUCAAUUGAGACUCAUAUUCAAGACAUCUCAAUAAAAGAUAACGUUAUAAUUUGUAGUUGUCAAAAAAAUAAUACAUGGACAUGGAUUCAAGAUCAUCCAAAAAUAAUACAAAAAAAUGCUGUAACAUGCCAUAACGAUGAAUACCCUAAAGAGAAAUGCGAUUUUCCAAUUUUGACUCAAAUGUCUAUUGACAAACAUAAAGAUAACUCAGUGUCGAUUUCGUGGUUUAUUCGUAACCGUACAGCUGUUAAAUCUUUACAAAUAUUGUAUUAUGACGAUGACUUAAACUCAGACGUGACCUAUAAGUUUAUUGAUAAAACUGAGACAUCAACUCUAAUAUCAGAUUUAAAACCGAGUAAAAAUUAUAUAAUAUGUAUAUUAACUUUAGAUCAGCAUCCUUUGAUGCAGAUAUCUGAGGAGGAAAUAUCAAAUGUGAAUAAUAGUGACAUUAAUUUUAUUUCUAAUAUAAGUCGUAGCGUAGCUGCAACGUUAAUUUCACAAUCAUCUUCAAGUGAAUGCAUUUCUUUUGAUACAUUCCCGAAGCAAACAGUGAAGUUAAUGUCCAAUAAAACUUUUAAUUUAUCAACUAUACUCAAUCGUAGAAUGGGCUUAAUUGUUGGUUGCUCUUUAGGAUUCGUAGUAUUUUUUGUCAUGGUUUCCGUUUUAUUAUAUACCAAAAUUAAAGAAAGAAAACGAAUAGCUAAAUCUGAUCCAGCUUGGUCUGAAAUGAAUGAUUAUCAUUCAAUACAAAGUAAAGAAGAUAUUUUACAGCAUUCUACAACUGCAUCUACUGAUAAUAUUUUAUUAGGAACGGCAAAUAAAAGAAAAAAUUCCUUAGAAAAAUUAAAGUAG
Molecule: messenger RNA, 4116 nt
Organism: Parnassius mnemosyne (clouded apollo)
Lineage: Eukaryota; Metazoa; Arthropoda; Insecta; Lepidoptera; Papilionidae
Source: the annotation of a GenBank genome assembly